AUGGCGCCUACUGCAACCGACUCCCCGGCCAACAAUUUGAACGGCCACAACCCUACCAACAGCAUUCGUGCCAAUGGCAUUCGCUCCAACAGGACCGAGGGCCCCACGGCUGAGAACAAGGCCGACAAGGCGGAGGCGGACCAAGAGGGCGACGACGACCCUAACUGCCACCACGUGCGCACCCUGCUCACUCCUGCGGAGCAGUGCGCAUACGUCUCCACGCACCCUCCCUGCCAGCUGGGCUCCUGGGUGCACUACCUCUCGCUCUACUACUGCCGCUCGCUCUCCCUCACGCGCGGGAUCGCAGCGGCGGGCAUGGCGGUGUGGCUGGGGGCGCUGUUCUUCAUGCUGGGCAACACCGCUGCGGACUUCUUCUGCCCGUCGCUGGAGCAGCUCUCGCACCUGCUGCGCCUGCCGCCCACUGUCGCUGGCGUCACGCUGCUGCCUCUUGGCAACGGCGCACCGGACGUGUUUGCCAGCAUAGCGGCAUUCGUGGGCACGGGGCAGGGGCAGGUGGGGCUGAACAGCGUGCUGGGCGCCGCCACCUUCGUGUCCUGCGUCGUGGCGGGCGCUGUCUGCAUCGUCGCUGCCAUGGCUGCUGCUGCCCGAGCCAGGGCUGCAGGCUCGGCAGGGGCGAAGAGGCUCGUGGACGCCACCGUGGUGGACGGCCCCUCGUUCAUCCGAGACGUCUGCUUCUUCUUCGCUGCUCUCCUUGUGCUGUUUGUGAUAGUGUGCAUGGGGUCCGUGCACCUCUGGACCGCCCUCCUCUUCUUCUCCAUCUACAUCGCCUACUGCUGCUGCGUCGCCUCUUUCCAACUCUCCUCCUCCUCCUCCUCCUCCUCCUCCUCCUCCUCCUCCGCUGCUGCUUCCUCUACCAGCACCCACAGCCCUGCCUCUCUCUCCUCCGCCCUCACCGAGCCCGCCAACCUGCAGCAGCCACUGCUGCCUGUCGACCAGUGGGAGUCGGGCGCAGGAACGCGCAGGGGAGCAGGGGACGGGGCGAAGGGGGGAAGGCUUGGCGGAGACGAAGAGGAGGAGAUGGAGGGGGGGGAUGGGCAGGGAGGAGAGGGCGGGGAAGGCGGUGAGGGUUCAGCGCAUGCGCAUGCAUUACCGCAGUGGAUGUGGACGAGAGAUGUUCGCAUCUUCCAGUUGGAGCCACAGCAUGGAGCGGGGCAUGGGGUGGCAGGCCGUGCUGCGUUCAUGGAGAUGGAGGAGGGCGCGGAUGGUGAUGCUGCUGGGGGGGUGCGGCCGCUGUGGGGAUGGGGCUCGGAUGAUGAAGAGGAGGAGGAAGAAGAGGAAGACGAGGAGGAUGUUCUGCAUUCGUGGGAGCCCCCAUCAGCACCUGUCCUCUCAGCUCAGGGCAUCGCCUACUGGUUCUUCUGCCUGCCCGCCAUGCUCCCGCGCCUCCUCACCAUCCCCCUCCUCCCUCGCGACUCACGCAGCCGAGUCCUCUCCCUCCUUUCCCUCGCCCUCUCCCCUCUCUUCUUCCUCCUCGUACUCCAAGGCUCGUUCCUCUCCCCUCUGCCGCUCUCUCUAGCUGCUGCCUCGGGCGCUUUCCUCUCCCUGCUCGGCCUCCUCGCCUCCUCAGGCCCUUCUGGUGCAAAGCACUUAUCAGCAGCAGUUCUCGGGCCAGCAUCGCACCACCACCACACCCAUCACCACCGCUCUGCAUCCCUCCCCAUCCCACCGCGUGUGCUGGGGCUACUGUGGGUGGUGCCGGGGUUUGUAAUGAGUGUAGUGUGGUUCUACGUGGUGGCAAACGAGCUGGUGGCGCUGCUGGUGUCAGCUGCUAUUGUGCUGCGAGUCAGCUCGUCUGUGCUCGGACUCACUCUGCUCGCAUGGGGCAAUUCUAUCGGAGACUUUGUCGCUAAUCUCGCUCUGGCGUAUGGCGGAGGGGCGAUCGGGGGGAGUGGAGGCGGGAUUCGAGGGCGGAGUGAGCGGGCGGCAGAGAGAGUGCAGAUUGCCUGGUCUGGCUGUUACGCGGGGCCCAUGUUUAAUACGCUGGUGGGGAUCGGCAUGUCCCUGGUUCUCACCUCCUGGCAUUCCUAUCCCCAUGCGUUCGUUAUCCCUGAAGACCCCACGCUGCCGUAUACGUUUGUCUUCCUCCUUUCCGCCGUCGCCACCAUGCCGCCCAAAAUGGAUCCCACGGCCAUUGUGGACGUGUUCGUCCGCGUGACGGGCGGCGAGGUCGGCGCGGCCUCGUCGCUGGCGCCUAAGAUCGGUCCGCUGGGUCUGUCGCCAAAGAAGAUAGGAGAAGAUAUCGCCAAGGAGACGGCCAAGGAGUGGAAGGGGCUGCGCGUUACCGUCAAGCUGACCGUGCAGAACCGACAGGCUAAGGUGUCCGUCGUUCCUAGCGCCGCGGCUCUGGUCAUUAAGGCUCUUAAGGAGCCGGAGCGCGACCGGAAGAAGACGAAGAACAUCAAGCACAACGGUAACAUCUCCAUGGAUGACGUCAUCGAGGUCGCGCGUGUGAUGCGGCCACGAUCGAUCGCGAAGGAGCUUACCGGCACGGUGAAGGAGAUUCUUGGGACGUGCGUGUCGGUGGGAUGCACUGUGGACGGCAAGAGCCCUAAGGACGUGCAGCAAGAGAUCGACGACGGCGAGAUCGAGAUUCCCGCCAACUAG
Molecule: messenger RNA, 2625 nt
Organism: Closterium sp. NIES-65
Lineage: Eukaryota; Viridiplantae; Streptophyta; Zygnematophyceae; Desmidiales; Closteriaceae
Source: the annotation of a GenBank genome assembly